Eriocheir sinensis (Chinese mitten crab) is the source of this 2421-nucleotide messenger RNA. RefSeq lists its product as uncharacterized. The coding region runs from base 253 to 2421 and encodes 722 amino acids. The transcript has 2 exons. Lineage: Eukaryota; Metazoa; Arthropoda; Malacostraca; Decapoda; Varunidae. The record is from RefSeq and is a predicted model, not a curated record.
ACCAGUGCACAGCCGUAUUGCUGGCGGCUACGGUAAAGGUGUCCACCCUACUUUGUGUUGCUGGACCUCUUGAGUUGCUGAGAAAGUCACAGCCAGAGGAGGGAAUGAGCAGCCAGUUAUUACAAGCUGAUUUCAUGAAAUCAAAGCAUAGUUAACAAAGUAAUUCCUGCUACAACCUACCAUAAGAGUUCCUUUAGUUACUGCAUUUGUAUUGUUUUAUUAUAAAGCUUCAGUUACAUAAACUUUCUUUUAAUGGAUGAUAAUUUUGAUGACUAUGAUAUUUUAAGAAACUCUUAUAAAAGUGAAGCUAUUCGUAAAAAAAAAUUAAGGCGAAACUACCUGACACAGAAAAAAGCUGAAUACAGUAAGGCAGCAAAAGAGAGAUGUGAAAGGUUAAAACUUGCUGCUUUGAAAAAUGCAAUAGAUAAUAAUACUGAGGAGGCCAUUGAAAUAGGUAGGCUGAACUAUGAUGAGGAAGCGGUACAAGUACCAGUGCUUGACAUUAACAGUGCCACAGAAACACAUCCUGAAUACAGUUAUCAAAAUUAUAAUCCUGAUGCUGAAGAUUGUAGUCUUAAUCUUUCAAAAGAGAAUUCUGAUUUAGGAGUUACUGAAGGUUACUCAUCAGGAGAAAGUGAAGAUAAUUUUGCAGCUUUCCAUUAUGGAUCAGUUGAGCCAGAUGCUCCCGGAACUCUCUGGGAUGACUUACGAAUCGCAGCAACUUCCACUAACAUGACAACGACACAGGUUGAUGCAAUCCUUGCUGCCCUCCACAAACAUCCCAGGGAGUUCAGAAAAUUACCAAAGUCUUGUAAAACUCUCCUUAAAGUUUAUUCUACUAUACCUCAAGAAAUAAAAAGUAAAUCAGGGCAUGAUUACUUCUAUAUGGGACUGGAGGAGCAGCUGAACUUCAUCCUAAAGCUUUAUCCUGAGAGUGAUGUAAAAAAGCAUGAUACAUUGUUAAUCACAGUCAAUAAUGAUGGCUUGCCCUUAUUCAAGAGUAACAAUAUAUCAUGUUGGCCUCUACUUGUUCGCAUUGAUAAUUUUAGACCAAAGAAAGUGUUUCCAGUGGCAGUUACUGCUGGACCAGGGAAGCCUCAUGACUUGGAAUAUGUAAAUGAUUUUAUUAAUGAAGCAAGGCAGCUAAUGAUCAAUGGGUUUGUAUUUCAAGGGAAAAAAUAUUUAUUAGGCAUUAAUGCAGUAGUAUGUGAUGCACCAGCUAGGGCUCACGUAAAGCAUGUCAGACAAUACUCCGCAAAAUUUGGGUGCGAUCAGUGUGAGAGCAAAGGGUUUUAUGAUGGAAAACGCAUGAUUUGGCCUCGUACCUCAAACCUUCCUCUCAUAACAGAUGCCAGCUUUAGGGCUAAAUCACAGCCUGACCACCAUAAAAAUGAUGGUAAGGAGACUCCCUUCUUACAAUUGAGCAUUGAUAUGGUGCGUUCGUUUCCACCAGACUUUAUGCACCAAGGAGGGGGGUGUAUAAAAAAGUUAUUAAUGUGGAAUGUACUUGGUCCAAAGACCUCAGGAACUGGGCGGCCAAAAUGCCGUAUGUCUACAACUAAUAUAGUAAAAUUAAACAAAAGGAUGACACAAAUGAGAGAAUUUAUUCCCAAUUGCUUCAGCCGUAAACCUCGGUCAUUCCAUGAUUUUGCAUACUUUAAGGCUACAGAAUUAAGACUUCUGCAAUUGUAUACUGCAAAGAUUGUGUUUAAGAAUCUGAUGGCCUCAAAGAAAAUAUACCAGAAUCUUGUGACUUAUAACACUGUAUGUGCCCUCCUAGUAGAUGAUAGGACUGCCCAGCCAUAUUCUGACUUUUGCCAGUUAGUAAUACAGCAGUUUGUUGAUGGCUGUGAGGAAAUUUAUGGAAGCUCUUUCCUUGUAUACAAUGUUCAUGCUCAACUGCACUUCCCAGAAGUUGCAAAAACACAUGGUAGCAUAGACAAUGUCAGUGCUUAUGCAUUUGAAAGUAAACUUGGAGAAUUCAAGAAAAUGGUAAGAUCUAGCCAUAGACCAAUUGUCUCUUUGAUGAAAGGUAUCCAGAAACAGCAGGCUACUGAGGGAGAGGUGAAGACUAGGCAGGCAAUAUGCAUCUACACUAAGGCCCCUAACAACAUCUACAUCAACAUUCAGGAGAAUAAAUGCUACCAGGCAAUCAUCAGUCAUCGUGAAAGUGUUACGUGCAUAGAGUUUCUAGAUCCUAGCCCAUUUUACACCUAUCCUAUUGAUUCUAGAAAGAUCGGUUGUUAUCGAGUACAGACAAACCAUUACCGGUACAUCACGGUAACUGCAACUUACAUUAUGCAGUGUAGGAGGGGCAUGCGAGUUGAUUUAUGGAAACUUGAAGGUAUGGAUGGACCUGAGAAUGAGGACACUUCAGUAUUUAUGUCAGUGCUUCAUGACCAAGAUCAUUGUUUAUUCUAG